CCUUUACGUUUGGCCUUUGCCAGGGUAUAAAAAGCUUGGCUCUAGCUCUGACUGGACCAGCACGAGCCAGCCUCCUUCACACGCCACUGCAAGCUGUACUAACGCAGACUCUACUGAAGCCCCUCGCCAUGUCUCAGACCGCCAAGUCCGCCUCCAGCCAGAGCGCUGAUACCAAGGACAAGGGAGCCCCAGCUCCAGCUGCCACCAGCAAGCCCACCAAGACCGGGGAGCCUGGCAUGGGAUCCUACAGAAUCCUGCUGUUCGACCAGGAGAACUUCCAGGGCAGGAUGAUGGAGGUCAUGGACGAGUGCAUGAACGUGUGUGACCGUGGCAUGGACAGAGUGCGCAGUCUGAUUGUGGAGAGCGGCCCCUUCGUUGCCUUCGAGCAGACCAACUUCCGUGGCGAGAUGUUCAUCCUGGAGAAGGGAGAGUAUCCUCGCUGGGAUACCUGGAGCAUGUCCUACCGCAGCGACUGCCUCAUGUCCCUCAGGCCCAUCCGCAUGGACAGCCUGGAGCACAAGAUCUGCCUCUUCGAGCUCUCUGACUUCAAGGGGAACAAGAUGGAGAUUCAGGAGGACGACGUCCCUACCCUCUGGGCGCAUGGCUUCUGUGACAGAGUGGGCAGCGUGAGGGUGCCAGGAGGAGCCUGGGUGGGUUACCAGUACCCCGGAUACAGAGGCUACCAGUACCUGUUUGAGUGCGGUGACUACAGACACUACAACGACUUCUGCGCCUUCCAGCCCCAGAUCCAGUCGGUGCGCCGUAUCAGGGACAUGCAGUUCCACCAGAGAGGAUGCUUCACCUUCACCUCUGCCAGCAAGUGAAACCCGCCUGCUGAUCAUCUGGUGAUGCUGUAGCUCUCUCAGCAUUUUAUUUCUCCAAACCUCUUCUUACUCCAAUUCUCUGGUCCUUUCCUCGACCUCUACCACUGUUGCUCCAUCCUAAAGGAAAGUGAGAUUGAGAGCGACACACUGGACAUCCUUAAGUGACUUUUUAUGGUGCUAAAAAAUAAACGUGAAAAAUCGA
Cyprinodon variegatus (sheepshead minnow) is the source of this 1026-nucleotide messenger RNA. RefSeq names its product crystallin beta B1 (gene crybb1). Gene Ontology annotation, molecular function: structural constituent of eye lens. Lineage: Eukaryota; Metazoa; Chordata; Actinopteri; Cyprinodontiformes; Cyprinodontidae. The transcript is spliced from 6 exons. The record is from RefSeq and is a predicted model, not a curated record. Gene Ontology annotation, biological process: visual perception; lens development in camera-type eye. Bases 129 to 824 code for a protein of 231 amino acids.